UACAUGGAUACGCGGAUCAUUUGGCCCGGAUACAGACACAAUUACAAUUCCAGUACCUUGUGCUUGCCCGAAAAACAAUCGAUACCAUGGACGACAGUUCUAGUGUUUUGGGAAUGUCUUCGUUUGCCAGUAAACUCGCUGACAUAUUCGCAGAGGAGUCAGGCGAUGAAAAAACGUUCUAUGGGUUUUCCGACACUGAAACUGAUUUAUGUGACAACAAGAGAUCAGACAGUGACAGUCCAAAGGAAACUACAGGCAGCUCCCCAAAACAGCAUGCUCCCUGUUGCUUCACUUUUCGGGUGGCGCUGCGCCCCCGUAAGCUAGCCCCCCCUACCCCUGAUACCAGUGAAGAAGAGGAGGCUCAGAAAACAGUGGAGAAGAAGCCAAACAUGAAAGUUGAACAUGUCAAAGCUGAGGAUGAAGAUAAGCCUGUGACCAAACCAGACUCUGAUUUGGAGGCUGAUUAUCCACCUCAGUCCUUUCUGUCCAAGAGGGAUCAGAACAUCAAGGCUAAUAAAGCUAUGUUGGCACAGUUGAUGGCAGACCUAGAUAAAAUGCCAGGGGGAGCACUGCUGAAGGGUCACGGAGGAAGCAAUCUUAAAAAGGAGAAAAGUAAUAGAGCGCCCCGAUCCAAGGACAGAAUGUCCAGGGGGAAUCCGGAUAGGUCAUCCCGCGUUCAGACCCGAUCAAUGGGAGGAGUUCAGGAGGGAGCUGGGGCCCCCGCAAUGAGGGAGCUGCAACUUAGUCUUGAGGAGGAACUUCUGGAAGUACGUGGUCAGCCAAAGCGGAGGGGUGCUCCCCGUCCCCUGCAGACCAAACCACACGUCAUACGACCGGUGGAUGAGAUCACAGCUGAUGAUCUACAGCUUGUGGCAGACAACACAACCGAGAAGGUUUACAGCAGUGCUACAGGCUCCACCUGUCACCAGUGUCGCCAAAAGACCAUAGACACCAAGACAUGUUGCCGUAACGAGGAUUGUCAUGGUAUUGUGGGACAAUUCUGUGGUCCGUGUCUGAGGAACCGAUAUGGAGAAGAUGUCAGAAAGGCACUGCUUGACCCGGACUGGCGGUGUCCCCCAUGCCGAGGCAUCUGUAACUGCAGUUUCUGCCGUGCGAGAGAUGGACGCUGCCCCACAGGAAUCCUGUUACCUCUGGCCCAGUAUCAUGGCUUCUCUGAUGUCCACUCAUACCUGAGUAGUCUUCGCAGUAAACUCAAGUCUGGAGAGGACUGAAGAUCUGUAGUUUCUCCAGUAUCUUGGUCUGAACAGCAGCACAUGUGAUCUUAAUGAUCAGAACGGUGACGGUGCUCUUAUCCAGAGGAUGAAGUUCUUGCUCAGUUAUAUGUUCUCCUUAAUUGCUUUUUAUAUAUGAAAUAAAAACCUUUUACGAAGCAGUCUCUCUCAAAUCAAA
Messenger RNA from Esox lucius (northern pike), 1410 nucleotides. Its product is annotated as cell division cycle-associated protein 7. The record is from RefSeq and is a predicted model, not a curated record. Gene Ontology annotation, cellular component: nucleus. The transcript is spliced from 9 exons. NCBI's taxonomy places the organism in Eukaryota, Metazoa, Chordata, Actinopteri, Esociformes, Esocidae. Gene Ontology annotation, biological process: regulation of DNA-templated transcription. Bases 87 to 1232 code for a protein of 381 amino acids.